CACAAAUGAUCGUUAAGUAAAUGCCCUCGAAUCCUAUCCAGUAGAACGAGACACAUUGUCAGCCAGCUUUCUCUGAGCAUGUCUGGGACAAAGUGAAAGUGAAAGAAGAACGUUGAGAUCAGAGGAAGAAAAAUAGAAAAAGAGUAAAGGACCAGACUCUGCAGUAAUAAACAACACAACCCUCUAACAAUCGAAGAAAGGACAUUCUGCUGUCCGGAACCCUCGCACACCUUGCAAUGCUGCCCUCCACUAUUUAUAAACUGCUUCUACUGACUCUCUUUGGAGCUGUGUCUCUGGAGCUGUUCAAUGGAGCAGACGCUACUUCUAUUUCUUGCUGGUUGGUUGAGGAAGUCAGUGGAGCAAACAAGCCUCGCAGCAUCCAGAGGACUGCUGUCCAUUUAGAGAUGACCGACCCCUCCAGCCUUACUAUCAAGCCACCAGUGGAACUGGAAAAAGACACCCUACUCUACUAUGUGACUGAUACCUCUGGAAAGUUGAUGUCUAUCAAGUCCUCCUACUGUGAGAUGACUGAGCUCCUGCCACAGGAGGUGCCUUUGGAAUGGGUACAAUCCCUCACUGAUGAAAAGCGCAGCCCCCUGUCUCUUGGUGGGUCUUGGUUCAUAUUAUCUGUCAAGGAUAAGACCGAGGAUGAGAACAGUCUGAGCGUUGUACUUGGGCCUCUACUUGGUAAAAAGGACCACCUAACAGUCUCCCUGGCCGUGUAUUCCUCUUCUAAGACUAUGUAUGCCACUCUUGGUAAGCCUGCAUCUGUGCCAUGUUACAUCUGGCGGGGACAGCAGUCCCGCUUUGCUGUGGAGUGGCGCCACCGAGCACUUGGAGACGGAAAGGUCAUGUACGCAUACGAUGGCCAUCAAGACCGUGUAGUUGAGGAAUUUCCAGGGUGUCAGUUGAACUUCUCUGCAUUAUACUCCCACGGAGAUGCAUCUCUCAUCCUGGAUAAAGUGGAAGUGUCACACCAGGGCACCUUCCUCUGUACCAGCUUCCUGCCCUAUGUGCGAGGACAAAGAGAUAUCCAGCUGCAAGUGACAGCCCUUCCGCGGGUUACUCUCAAACCAGACCCCCUCUUCACCCGUCCUGGUGAAGAGCUGACUCUUUCCUGUGAGAUCUCUCACUUCCAUCCCCUGGAAAUAACGGUGGAAUAUCUGGUGCAGCUUCCUGGGGAAAAUCAUUCUUCUCCUGUUCCUGGGAUGUCCCUGUCCCCUCACACCCAGAACCAGGAUGGAACCUUCAGCAUGACUGCAUUCCUGCAUAUUACGGCCAAUGCUGAACACCAUGGAGCCCGCUAUUCCUGCCGCAUCCGUCAUGUUAGCUCUCCAAAGGCACUUACACACUCACAGACCCUCAAAAUUGCAGGUGUAUCAGGACCGUCUUUGGAAGAUGGGAUGUGUCUGUUUGUCGUAGCACUCUUUCUAUAUGGAGCCCUGAGCUACCUCACCAACAAAGUUAAGUCCUUCUUCAGAGUUUCAGAAGAUAAAAAGGCCAAAUCUGAGUAAACAAUAAGGAAAACCUGAGGACCACAUGGAAACAGUGAUGUUAAACAUUGGACAUUAUUCACUCCAAGUGAAAUUUUCCAAAUUAUUCUGCAGCCCUUGUGGAAUCAUGUAGAAGAAACACUGGGGUUUUUCACUAAGAGGAGAAUUCUCGGGACUGCAUCGUAAAUUCAUAGUGAAUUUUAAAAUUGAGGCCAAAUAGCUGAUUUAGAAAAAAAAUGUUCAGGACAAUUCUGUGUACUUUGCUAUUUUGGCCUUAAGUUUGAAACUCACUUUUAAUUCGAAGAAAUCUCACUUAAGUAAAUAGCCCUAACAAUCAUUCUACCACUGCAAGCGAAAUCCCAUCUCGGAGAGUCUGUGUGGUCCCUAGUGGAUGUGUUUGAAUGUCUAGGAUGGGUGUGAGUGAUAGUGUUACAUUAGAUGAAACAGUUGUAAUAGUAUCUCAAUGAUUUGUGUGUUUUUGUUUUAUUUUUGUUUCUAGGAUACCGCUAGGAUAAUACCAAAAUCUUCUGGGUUACCCUUCAGAA
Molecule: messenger RNA, 2038 nt
Organism: Pelobates fuscus (common spadefoot toad)
Lineage: Eukaryota; Metazoa; Chordata; Amphibia; Anura; Pelobatidae
Gene: TAPBP
Product: TAP binding protein
Exons: 8
Coding region: 237-1514 (425 amino acids)
Biological process (GO): antigen processing and presentation of endogenous peptide antigen via MHC class I; peptide antigen assembly with MHC class I protein complex
Cellular component (GO): membrane; MHC class I peptide loading complex
Molecular function (GO): MHC class I protein complex binding; TAP complex binding
Source: RefSeq, a predicted model, not a curated record